Labrus bergylta (ballan wrasse) is the source of this 965-nucleotide messenger RNA. The record is from RefSeq and is a predicted model, not a curated record. Lineage: Eukaryota; Metazoa; Chordata; Actinopteri; Labriformes; Labridae.
AUAGAUGAGUACAUCGCUCAGGCCAAAGAUAGGAGUUAUGAGACUAUGAUGAGGUUUGGAAAGAGGGGUCUCAACCUCGCUGCUACCGCUGCUGUCACUGCAGCCACCAAGGGGCAAGGUGUAUUGUCAGACAAGCUGCGGAGUUUCAGCAUGCAGGACCUGACGCUCAUCAACGCUGACGAUGACCUGGUUCUGCACAGGUCAGAGUCCCGCACGAGACGGGACACCAUGGAUGAGAUGAGCUCAGGGGCCAGCACGCUGCCCCGAGCCAAGAGCACUGCUGCACGGCAAACUCGCUCAUUGGCGCAUGCUGACGAUGCGUCGUCCCAACACAGCUCUGACCAAUCAGACACAAGGACUGAACACUCUGAUGAAGAUGUAGGAGAAAAACCCCCCAAACGCAGCACCACCAUCAAAGCAACCAAGAAACCUGCAGCUGCAAAGACAGAGACUCAGACCAAGACAGUGAAGAAGACAACGACAAAGAAAAAAACUACAACUACUAAUGCGGAGACGCCACCAUGAGGCCUGCUGUCCACAUCCACCUGCCUAAACUUGCACCACCCACAGCCUGCAGGCCCCUCUCCCCCUGUUUGGCCACCACACAAACACAUACCCACUGUACUUAACAAUAGAGCAAGCACUAAGAUUGUGUCCCUCAUGUUGGCUUAAAAUCUGGCAAUGUGCAGGUUUGUUUUAAGCAGUAUGUGGCCACCUCAAAGUUAAGAACAGGUCUUCAACAUUGAUUAACUUCAUUUUAAUCAUAUUUUAUGUAUAAACUGUUGGGAUGUUUCUUUCUAUUUAACCAAAUGGUGGUUAGCGAUAUAUCCUUAUAAAAUCUCUUUUUUCCUUUAACCCCUUGACGUAUAUAGAUCCUCUUAGUACACGCCAAGAGUCUAAAGCUGUUUUGAAUUGAAGUUUCUCUAGUCAAAUAUAUUCUUCAUUCCUUUUUUUCUAAAUUGGAG